This is a messenger RNA of Telopea speciosissima, 1347 nucleotides long. Its product is annotated as actin-related protein 2/3 complex subunit 2B. The record is from RefSeq and is a predicted model, not a curated record. Gene Ontology annotation, molecular function: actin filament binding; structural constituent of cytoskeleton. Gene Ontology annotation, biological process: actin filament polymerization; Arp2/3 complex-mediated actin nucleation. Gene Ontology annotation, cellular component: Arp2/3 protein complex; actin cytoskeleton. The transcript has 10 exons. NCBI's taxonomy places the organism in Eukaryota, Viridiplantae, Streptophyta, Magnoliopsida, Proteales, Proteaceae. Bases 80 to 1183 code for a protein of 367 amino acids.
CCUACCUCACUAUCUAUGUAUAUAUAUAUGCCACAAUGUGAAGCAAGAGAGACAACCAGUUCUUAUACAGAAGCUGAGGAUGGCUUGCCUCCAAAGGGCUUCGCCGGCAUUGAAGGAGGUCUUGUUCAAAUUGCACCGUGCUGAAAUCCCAAUGGAGAUUGAUCAUCAUAUACAUGAAUUUGGAUCGGUCCAAUACCAUAUCCAGGCUUCUCAAUCAGACCCUCAUAAUGUCUACUUGUCAGUAUCAACCCCAAUACUGUCAAGAGGGAUCUUGCUUUGUGAUGGACUUCCACCUAGGACUUUACAGACUGUACAAAGAACUUGUCCUAGCAUUAUUGAGAUCGCCGAACCCCCUAAAGGAGGAUAUCAACUUACUCUAAGACUCAAGUUUGAUAAGAUUCCACAUGGCAAAGAAAGUGUGAAGGUGAUCACAGACAUUUCCGCGGUGCAAGCAGUAAUAUUGAGCUCACAGCUGAAAGAAAUGUUGUGGAAUCUUGGUUCCCAGGAUAUCUCUCUAGUGAUGUACAAGCCCGUCAAACUUAUUUAUCAUCCAAGAGAGCCUUUCUUUAUUAUCAGAAUGCCAAAGAAGAUCACUGCAGUAUUUCCUAUGCGCUUCAGAGACAACACAGAUGUGAUUAUUGCGACAACCUUCUUCCAGGAACUCAUGGAUGUGGGAUCUUCAGCAGAAUGGGCUAAAGCACCUCCUUGCGCCUGGUCGCCCAUUCCUCCUCCAGAGUUAAGAGGAGAGACUUUCGAAGAUCUGAGCACAAAUGGAGGAUUUGUCUCCUUUGAUAUUUUUUCACGUCAUGUUGAAGGAGAAAAGCUUGACAGGACUGCAUGGAGUCUAUUGAACUUCUAUGCUUAUGUGAAGUAUCAUGUAAAGUGUACCCGAGGCUUUAUACAAAGAAGGAUGAGGAAGCGUUUGGAAAAUCUGGCGCAUGUCCUGCAGGAAUCAGGGAUAAGAGAAGAUGUACAGAAUAAGGAAGUCCAAGGGUGUAAGUACAUGAGGAAAGUGCUAACCUUCUCAAAAUCAAAAAUCUUUAAAGGGAAGUGUUACAGUUUUGGCAAGAAGAUCAAGAGAAUCCAUUCCCCAAUUAAAAUUCAUGCAUUCACUCGAUUCCGUCGACGAUUGUUAAAAAUUCCAAAAUUUUAUUCCUUGAGGAGAUAUAGCAAAUUAGACUAAUUCUAAUAAUGCCCCAAAUUAUGUUUCCUUGCAGUCCUAACUUCAUGAUCUGUAACAUAUUGAAUGUAUGCUACCAAUUUGUUGACUGUAACAGUAUUGAAGCAACCACAUAUAAACCAGUAUUGAUUUCAGAUGAUAGACUUAUGCCUAGCUGAGUUAUGUUA